UACGCAGCUGGCUGUCCACCGGACCGCGAAGGUGGUAUCGGGAUCCCUGUCCUUGAAACCGGGCCCCGGCCCCGGGCUCCCUUCAAACCCCGGCACAGUCUCCGGGCUCCCUGUCCCCCACCAAACCCCGAACCGAUCUCCAGAGCCCAGCCCUUCCUCCCAUCCGCGCCCGUUCCCGGGUUCCCUGACCCUGCCAUCGGUCAAACUGCGAGGGCCAUGGCCUGAGGCCGGACCCUGUCCGCGGGAUCGGGAGCGCGCCUCCCGCCUCGGAGGCGCGUAUGGUACCGGGCGCGCCCGGGGGGGGGCGGUGCCGGUAUCGGUGUCGGCCCUUGCCUCUGUCCCGGAUAGGAAUACCCCACGGGCCGGUGCCCGGUGCCUCAGUCCCGGCUGAGCCCGGCCCGCACUCAGCGGCAGCAUGGCGACAGGUGAGAGCGGGGCCCGAGGAGCGAGCACCCGGCCCCCCACCCCCCUCCCCCCAGCACCCUCACACCUCCCUCUGGGUGUUUCUUUGCCUUCAGUUUUCACCACAACCAUGUCGAAAGGUAUUUCUGCCCAGUUUGAGUGCCAGGAGCUGGAGAGCACCAUGGGGAAGGAGCUCACUCGGUUACUGCAAGCUGCUUCACCCAGUGAGCAAGAACAAAUGAAGAAAGAUAUCGAAGGAUUUCAGAAGUUGUUUCGUAGCUUGCUGCAGAGGAGAGGUCCUUCAGUAGAAUGGGAGAAGAUCCAAAAAGCACCUGAAGACUCUAUUCAGUCAUAUGAUAAAAUACAAACUCAAGGGUUGUUGGGUGAUGUGCCUCCAUUAUUAAGCAAACUGGUGGUGGUCAAGUUGAAUGGUGGUCUUGGCACUAGCAUGGGCUGCAAAGGUCCCAAAAGUCUGAUUAGUGUACGCAAUGAAAAUACUUUUCUGGACCUCACCGUUCUGCAGAUCGAGCAUUUGAACAGGACUUAUGGUACUGAUGUCCCCCUGGUCUUGAUGAACUCAUUCAACACCGAUGAGGAUACAAAGAAGAUUUUACAGAAGUACCGGCAGUCUCGUGUGAAAAUCUAUACAUUUAACCAAAGCAGGUAUCCACGGAUUGAUAAAGAGUCAUUGCUCCCUAUAGCCAAGGGAUUAUCUGUGUCUGGGGACAACGCUGAGGCCUGGUAUCCACCAGGUCAUGGAGAUAUUUAUGCCAGCUUCUACAACUCUGGAUUAUUGCACACCUUUCUGCAAGAGGGCAAGGAAUAUGUUUUUGUAUCUAACAUUGAUAAUCUGGGAGCAACAGUUGAUCUUAACAUUCUUCGCCACCUUUUGAAUCCGCCAAAUGGAAGACGGUGUGAAUUUCUUAUGGAAGUAACUGACAAGACAAGAGCAGAUGUUAAGGGAGGAACCCUUAUUCAGUAUGACGGUAAACUCCGACUGUUGGAAAUAGCUCAAGUGCCAAAAGCACAUGUUGAUGAGUUUAAAUCAGUCACCAAGUUCAAGAUAUUCAACACCAAUAACCUGUGGAUUUCUUUGGCUGCAAUCGAAAGGCUACAAAAGGAAAAUGCUAUUAACAUGGAAAUCAUUUUAAACCCGAAGACGUUGGAUGAUGGCCGAAAUGUGAUUCAGCUGGAGACAGCUGUUGGUGCAGCCAUUAAGUGCUUUGAGAAUGCUCUAGGUAUUAAUGUGCCACGCAGCCGCUUCCUGCCUGUGAAGACCACCUCUGACCUGAUGCUGGUGAUGUCCAACCUAUACAGCCUUAAUGCAGGAUCCCUGACAAUGAGUGAAAAAAGAGAAUUCCGAACAGUGCCGUUGGUUAAGUUGGGCAGCUCCUUUACUAAGGUACAAGAUUACCUGAAGAGACUGGAGAGUAUACCAGAUAUACUGGAACUGGAUCACCUUACUGUUUCAGGGGAUGUCACUUUUGGGAAGCAAGUUAUAUUGAAGGGAACAGUUAUAAUCAUUGCAAAUCAUGGUGAUAGGAUUGACAUACCUCCUGGAGCUGUAUUGGAAAAUAAAAUUGUUUCUGGUAAUCUACGAAUUCUGGACCACUAGAAGGGAUGUUUAUGAUGCUAGCCUAUUGAAAGUGCUUCAUUUUAUCAUAUGUAUGAAUCACAUGGGUGACUCAUCAUCAUUUUAUGUGCAUUAAAUUGCUUAGAGUACAUGCUAGCUUUAGGUGUGAAAUGACUUAACUCUUCCAGGUAGAUGUUUUCAAAUGUUUACUGUGUUAAAAUAUAUUUUGCCAUCUUUUGUGAAAAUUUUAAAAUCAUGGCCUGCAGAGAACUCUGUACACUUGUAUUUAAAACAGCCCGAUGUUGAAAUGCGACUGAAUUUUGUUUUUUCCACAAAAUUAUAAAUUCAGUCUGGUUCUUAAAAAUAAUUCAGCCUUGUAUAAAAUUGUUCCUGCAUUGAAGUGGUUGGAAGUUUAUGUUCAAAGCUGGUACAUACUUUAUACCCUGUCUUUGAACGAUAAUAAAGUGCAAUGUGAAAA
Stegostoma tigrinum is the source of this 2453-nucleotide messenger RNA. RefSeq names its product UDP-glucose pyrophosphorylase 2b (gene ugp2b). Gene Ontology annotation, biological process: glycogen metabolic process; UDP-alpha-D-glucose metabolic process. The record is from RefSeq and is a predicted model, not a curated record. The transcript is spliced from 10 exons. NCBI's taxonomy places the organism in Eukaryota, Metazoa, Chordata, Chondrichthyes, Orectolobiformes, Stegostomatidae. Gene Ontology annotation, cellular component: cytoplasm. Bases 416 to 2017 code for a protein of 533 amino acids. Gene Ontology annotation, molecular function: UTP:glucose-1-phosphate uridylyltransferase activity.